This is a messenger RNA of Peronospora farinosa, 1119 nucleotides long. The record is from the annotation of a GenBank genome assembly. Lineage: Eukaryota; Oomycota; Peronosporomycetes; Peronosporales; Peronosporaceae.
AUGCGUUCCAACGAUAGUCAAAAGAUCAUUGUAGUGGGUAUUCCCAAGACAUUAGAUGAUGCCCAAUUAUCGGACUUAUUCAAUGACUUUGGUACCGUCAUUGAAGCAAAAGUGGUACUAGACACGACGUCCAAUACAUCACGAGGUUUUGGUUUCGUGACAUUCACAGCCGCUUCAUCUAUGCGCAAUGCCAUUAAAGCAAUGAAUCGAAAGGUGAUAGAAGGACGAACUUUAAAUGUGCGACAGUUGGUGCCUAAGGAGACAUUUCAAGCACAGAAGAAGGAAACGCCUGACACGAGUGAACGACCGUGUUGGCUCUUGCGUAAAGGCAAAUGCACGGAAGGGGCCAAUUGUCCCUUUUCCCAUGAUAUUAAGGACGGAGAGUUUGGCAAUUGCUUUGAAUUUGUACAAACGGGAGAGUGUAAACAUGGAAACAAGUGUAAAUUCUCUCAUCCAGUCGAUCGAGAUGAAAAUGAAGUUGAGAUGGAAAGGAAGAAAAAAGAGAGAAUAAAUGGAGAUAAACGUGUGUGUUAUAGUUUCCAAAAUGGACGUUGUCAUCGCGGUAAAAAGUGUCUCUAUGUGCAUGAGAUGCUGGUUGGUGGAGACGUCGAGAGUGCCAAAAACGAGAAGAAUAAGAAGGAAGAGGUCACGAGACAGACUGAAAGUGGAAACAAGCGGAAACGACUGGAGGAGAAAAAAGAUAAAGAGGUGGCGGCACAAGUGGCGGUACAAGUGAAGACAGAAAAGAAGAUGUUGAAAGUGGUGACGAAGAAAAUUGAAGGUGUGGCACCGAAGUUUGAGUGGAAGGCUAAAGCACAAACUGGUGAGCCUAAAGAGGAACUCAAACAGGAUCAAGGUCGUGAGCUGCAAGGUGAAGAGCCUCAGCAGCAUUGGCCGAAAACGAUGAAGAUGGACAAGGUUGACAUGGGUGCCACGUUUGAUGGUGUCUCGGACGACGAGGCACGUCCGAGACAUGGUAGUAAAAAGAAAAAGGUAGACAAGGAGACGAUGCGUGCGAACCGCGAGAAGUUGAUACAGGAAAGACGUGCGAAGCGUAACGCGAAGAAGAUGGCAUUGUCGAAGUUGCGUGUUCAGGGCGAAGUCGAGCUGCUUGCUUGA